Molecule: messenger RNA, 1467 nt
Organism: Strongylocentrotus purpuratus (purple sea urchin)
Lineage: Eukaryota; Metazoa; Echinodermata; Echinoidea; Camarodonta; Strongylocentrotidae
Gene: krr1
Product: KRR1 small subunit processome component homolog
Exons: 9
Coding region: 129-1187 (352 amino acids)
Cellular component (GO): small-subunit processome; nucleolus
Molecular function (GO): RNA binding
Source: RefSeq, a predicted model, not a curated record
CCUGGAACCGACAUAUAGAAAGAGGGCGCUUUAUUUUCACACGUGCAUGAGCUAUAUGAGUCUGCUUCACCCGUCAAUUAUUUGUGCAACUGGUCUUAGCCAAUCCCUUCAGUCUGCAUCCCAUUACCAUGGCAACCAAGGAGGAUGAUUUAGAGGUGCCUCCUGAUUGGAAGGAUUCAUUCACCAAGGAGGAUAACCCCCACGGCUUGGCAGGAGAGAGCUCCUUCGCCACUCUCUUUCCAAAGUAUCGCGAGAAGUACCUCAAGGAAUGCUGGCCGUUGGUCCAGAAGACUCUAAACGAACAUGGCAUCAAAGCCAACCUUGACCUCAUAGAGGGCAGUAUGACGGUCAAAACAACGAGACAGACGUGGGAUCCGUUCAUCAUCAUCAAAGCCAGGGACAUGAUUAAGCUUCUAGCCAGGAGUGUACCUUUUGAACAGGCAAUGCGAAUAUUAGAGGACGACGUCUCUGCAGAAGUGAUUAAGAUCGGUCGUAUGGUGAGGAACAGAGAGAGAUUCGUCAAAAGAAGACAGAGACUUAUUGGACCCAAUGGCUCUACACUUAAGGCGAUCGAGUUGCUCACCAACUGUUACAUCAUGGUGCAGGGGAACACUGUAUCGGCAGUCGGACCUCACAAAGGUUUACGGGACGUCAACAAGAUAGUCACAGACACACUCAACAAUGUCCAUCCUAUAUAUAAUAUAAAGGUUCUGAUGAUAAAACGAGAGCUGAUGAAAGACGAUAAACUGAAGAGUGAAUCGUGGGAUAGGUUCCUCCCCAAGUUCAGGACCAAGAACCUGAAGAAGAGGAAACGCCCGCAGAAAAUAGGAAAGAAGAAGGAGUAUACACCAUUCCCUCCACAGCAACCAGAAACUAAGAUUGACAAGGAGCUUGCUACAGGGGAAUAUUUCCUAAGAGAGAAUCAAAAGAAGGCCAAAGUGAGGCAAGAGAAAAGGAUAAAGCAAGCUGAGGCGGAAGUGAAGAGAAAAGACAAACGUGAGAAGCCUUUCAUACCUCCUAAGGAGCCUACAAUAUCGGAGACCAAACCAGCACCCAAACCAGACAGCAAGAUUGAUGUGAAUGCAUUCAAAGCAAAGAUCAAGCAAUCACAGUCCAAGAAGUUCCGUCAAUCAGUAACCAAGUCAACGUUAACAACUCCAGGGAGUACAAAGAAGAAGAAAAAGUGAUCGUUGAAAGAUUGACCCAGAAAACUGUAAUAUAAUGUGGAAUAUAAGACUUUAUUGUUGUUUUUAGAAGAAUUUUGAGAAGGAACAGUUAUCAUCAUUUCUCAUUCAGUCAUUCAGGUAUUGGCUUUGCUGAUCAAUAGAAAGAAUGAGAGAAGAUGAAACCAUGAGAUGAAGGAGAAUGAAAUGGAGACAUGCCUAGAUACAGAAGUCUUUUUCAGGGAUUACAAGAUUCUGAGCAGAAUUUUGGGAAGGAAAAGUCAUCAGCUCGUCCACCAUGAGA